AUGAAUAAUAAUAUCUACUUCCCUUUUCUCUAUACAGUUCCUUCUGCCCCCCUGAAUUUCAAGAUCACCGAGCGCCAGCAAACUCAACUUUCAAUGAAUUGGUCCCGACCUGAGUCGAUUCUCGGAACCUUCGUUGGGUACACCCUAGAGGCGACCAUUCUCACUUAUCCCGAUGAGCCUCCAGACUUCGAGCAAACUAAAAAAAUCCUGAGGCUGGACUUCGACACGGUUCAGUACCAACUGAUGGAUCUGGAGCCUUACAGUCGAAUUUUGCUCAAUUUGUAUGCCCUCAAUGCCAACUCGCUUGGCUUUUCAGUGGGCCAAGGAACUCCUGCGACGAUUAUUGUAAGGACUUUGCCAGGAGGUAACUUUUAA
Protopolystoma xenopodis is the source of this 375-nucleotide messenger RNA. The record is from the annotation of a GenBank genome assembly. NCBI's taxonomy places the organism in Eukaryota, Metazoa, Platyhelminthes, Monogenea, Polystomatidea, Polystomatidae.